Molecule: messenger RNA, 1291 nt
Organism: Ziziphus jujuba (common jujube)
Lineage: Eukaryota; Viridiplantae; Streptophyta; Magnoliopsida; Rosales; Rhamnaceae
Exons: 1
Coding region: 234-1091 (285 amino acids)
Source: RefSeq, a predicted model, not a curated record
UAAAAAAUUUGAAAUUAAUAAAAAGUAAAAAUAAAACAAAGAACGGUGGCUUUUCUUCCCGACGUACCACUCCAUGCCUUCUCUACCAAGUAAAAAAAACCCUACCACUGUUCUUCUCUCUCCCCUCUCUCUCUCUCUCUCUCUUUCUCUGUCUCUCUCUCCAUUUUCUUCAUUACCCACAUAAACCCAUCCAAAAAAAAAAAAAAAAAAAAAAAGCCAAAGCAAAAAGAACCAUGAAGAUUAAAAACAAAGGUAAAGUAUACCCAUCUCCAUCUUCUUCCAGCGACAUAGAUGUUCUUUCCGUGUUGAAGUUACUUCCAGCGGCUAUUCUUGCUUUGGUUUCGGUCCUCUCCUUCGAGGACCGUGAAGUCCUUGCUUACAUGAUUACCAGGUCCAUGAAAACAUCGGCUACUGCCGCUACCACUUCUUCAAUGGUAGUAGUUCAAGAAUCCAAGAAAAAAUCAUCAUCUUCAAAGAAAGGUUCUUCUUCUUCUUCUUCUUCUUCUUCUUCUUAUAAUAAUAAUAAUAAUAAUUUCAACAGCAAUAAUAAUACCCACAAGCCUCCCGUGUUCGAUUGCGACUGUUUCGACUGCUAUACGAGCUACUGGCUUAGAUGGAACUCGUCGGCUAAUCGGGAGCUAAUGGACCAAGCUAUAGAAGCUUUUGAGGAUCAAUUAACCAACGGCGAGAAGAACAAGAAGACCCAGAAGAGCACUGGAAGAGGCAAGCGAAGGGACAAGAUUGGUGGUCGUCGAGAUGCCACGAAAGCCGUCGCCGAUGUUAAGGUCCAACCGAGUGUCUCUAUGCCAGAGAUUGUUGAUGUUCUUCCGGCGGAGAACCACGUCGUUCCGGUGACUUCGCCGGACAAAAAUGAUGAAGGGAAGAAUGGGAAAGAGGAUGAGGAGGAGGUUUCGGAGGACGUGGGAGGAGGAGAGGUCUCUCAGGCGGAGGAGGAGGAAGAUGAGGAUAUGCCGAUGUUUGUACGGACGGCGACGGCGAAUAACCACAAGGGUUUGGCGAGAAAGGUAUUGCCGGACGUGUUGGGUUUAUUGAAUUCUCGUUUUUGGAGUCUUUGGGGUCCAAAUGUUUAGUAAAUAAUUAUUAUUAAAAAAAAAUGAGAGAUUCCUUUAAUUUUUCGAGCCCCACCCCCACUUCUGCCCAAAAAAUAGAAAAAAAAAAAAAAAAGAAAAAAGAAACGGGCAUUAUAUUUUUGAUGAUAGGCUUGUUGUUCCACUGAAAUAUAUAUUUAAGGUCCAUCUCAAUGAAACUUUCUUUUUCUUUUUUUUUUCAA